Molecule: messenger RNA, 777 nt
Organism: Paramecium pentaurelia
Lineage: Eukaryota; Ciliophora; Oligohymenophorea; Peniculida; Parameciidae
Source: the annotation of a GenBank genome assembly
UAUGAAUAAUCCAAAAUGCUAAUCCUGUUUCAAAUUUAUUGCAAUUGUAUUAUGCAAAGAAUGUAAUAUACAUAUAUGUUUCAAAUGUGAUGAAAAUAUUCAUUAAGAUAAGAAUGAUAAUCAUUAUAGAACAACAAUUUCAUUCCAAACUAAAUCAACUUAAUAACCUGAAAAUGAUAAUCAAAUGGAAAUAAUAAAAUAAAAGAAAAAAUAAUUACAAGAAUUGAAAGACAAGGAAUCUCAAUUGACUAAAUAUUACUAAGAUAAAAUGAUAUAAGCCAAGAAGAAAUAUGAAUAAUAAAUUUCAGCCUUAGAAAAUAGAUGUAUAAUAUAUAGUAUAUGUAGUAUAAUAGGCUCAGUAAUUCAUGAAUGAAAUAGGUCAAGAUAAUGGAGAACUUGAUGUUGAUAAUAUGUAAAAUGAAUUGGAGAAUUUAGAAAAGAGUUUGAAAACUGAAAUUAAAAUAGCGGAAGAAGAACAAAAAAAAUUAGAUGAGAAAACUUUAAAAGUUGAUACUUUAUUAGAUAGAGUUAAAAAAGCUACAGAUAUAGAAUAAUAAUAAAUAUCUAAAAUGAAUGAAGUUAUAUAGAUAUUUAAGGCUUGUUCAGAAUAAUUACAGAAAGAAAAAGUAAUAAUAUAUUAUUAUAUAUUUAAGGAUCUAUUGAUGCUUGAUAAUGAAAAAUUAAUUGGAGAAGUAGAGAUCUUUGCUAAAUUCUUUGAUGAAAAUGGACCUUUGAUGGAAGAAUUAAAUGCAUAAAAGAAUAAUGAAUAAUAAUGAA